Molecule: messenger RNA, 1165 nt
Organism: Siniperca chuatsi (mandarin fish)
Lineage: Eukaryota; Metazoa; Chordata; Actinopteri; Centrarchiformes; Sinipercidae
Product: histone H3.3A
Exons: 4
Coding region: 156-566 (136 amino acids)
Cellular component (GO): nucleosome
Molecular function (GO): structural constituent of chromatin; DNA binding; protein heterodimerization activity
Source: RefSeq, a predicted model, not a curated record
AGUGUUUUGCAAACAUGACGUCACGACAAAGUAUUAAUACUCGGUUUCAACCCCCGUCUCGUAUCAAAUCGUUUUCGUUUUCAGCGGUCACCGCCGACGAACCGUCUGCCACGGCGAUUACUUCAUACCAACCGACGUCCUAAAGCAAGUACGAGAUGGCCCGUACCAAGCAGACUGCUCGUAAAUCCACCGGAGGAAAGGCGCCAAGGAAGCAGCUCGCUACCAAGGCAGCCAGGAAGAGCGCACCGUCCACGGGGGGAGUGAAAAAGCCCCAUCGUUACAGGCCUGGAACUGUGGCUCUGAGGGAGAUUCGUCGCUACCAGAAGUCCACAGAGCUGCUCAUCCGCAAGCUGCCCUUCCAGCGUCUGGUGAGAGAAAUUGCCCAGGAUUUCAAGACUGACCUGCGCUUCCAGAGUGCUGCUAUCGGAGCUCUUCAGGAAGCCAGUGAGGCUUACCUGGUGGGUCUGUUUGAGGACACCAACCUGUGUGCCAUCCACGCUAAACGUGUCACCAUCAUGCCCAAAGACAUCCAGCUGGCUCGUAGGAUAAGGGGAGAGAGGGCCUAAGCAGCUAGCGGUGGCAUUGUCAGGACAAAUGAUCCUAUUUAUCGUACUUAACCAUUGAAUGGCAUUUUUAUUUCUUGGUGGUUUCUUUUUUUUUUUUUUACAAGUUCUUUAAUUUUGUAUUGAUUUUAGAUUGGGACAAUUUACAAUCAUUCCACAAGCCUGAGUACACGUAGGGUAUUUGGAAACAUUGUGCAGUAGGAGUAUCUACUUAUUUCAUCAUGGGUCAUUACUACAUCUUACAGCAUCAUACCAUCCCCCCUCAAGUUCAUUGUGGAUAUCAGGCAUCCUUCUGGGGAUGGAGUUGUCUUUUUUUUGAAGUGAAGAUGAAUUCUUCACAUCUUCCAUGGGGUCCAGGGUUCCUUCACCCAUGUACCAUUCACGACAAAAUGCCAGCAUGUCUUGCUCAACAGGUCUCGCUGAAGUGUCAGGGUAUUGGCUGCUAUAGUUGAUACUCCACUCAGUGAUGAGCAUGGCAGACCCUCCUGUAUUUUUCUGGACUGCUUUUUACAUGUUUUACAACAAAAUCUUGGCAGCUACAUUUAAUACUAUUUAUGAAAAUGUUGUCACAUGUCUUUCUAUUAAAGGUCUAUGAGUAGAAA